Messenger RNA from Anopheles cruzii, 3533 nucleotides. Its product is annotated as endoplasmic reticulum metallopeptidase 1-like. NCBI's taxonomy places the organism in Eukaryota, Metazoa, Arthropoda, Insecta, Diptera, Culicidae. The transcript is spliced from 6 exons. Gene Ontology annotation, molecular function: metalloexopeptidase activity. Gene Ontology annotation, biological process: proteolysis. The record is from RefSeq and is a predicted model, not a curated record. The coding region runs from base 1 to 2661 and encodes 886 amino acids.
AUGUUUCAGACCGCCCAGCCCAGUAGAAAGAGUCCUAAGACGAAAGUACUUGAUCCUGAUAUUGAUUACUCGAAAGCUAAAAGUGUACACAGCAUCUCAUCAUGGUGGGGCAUUGGUGGCAUUUUCAUCGUACUGUUCGUGGGGAACAUUACCAACUAUACCAACUCCCAUCUUCCCGAUGGUUUACGUAAUGCUCAUCUAACACACUUUCCGAACGCCUUUAUUGCGGAACGUGCCUGGAAGGACCUGAAGAUACUGAAUGAUUUCGGCCCCAAACCAACGGGAUCGUACACGAAUGAAGUGUUGGCUGUGGACUUCCUGAAUCGGGAAAUCUCGUACAUUGAUCAGCUGAAAAACCGUAACCAGCAACUGAUCGUGCAGAACCAGGUGGUCUCCGGUGGCUACGUUGGCGUGUAUAUGAACAAAUCAGCCGCCAACGUAUACAGGCGCGUGCAGAAUGUUGUCGUAAAAUUGGUUGGUCGCAGUGAAAUGUCCACGCGCCAUGCACUGUUGCUAAACUGCCAUUUCGAUUCUGUUGCCGGAUCGCCCGGUGCAAGCGACGAUGUUAGCAGUUGCACCGUCAUGCUGGAGAUCCUGCGCGUUCUUUCCCGCCAAUCGGAAGUUAACCGGUAUUCGAUCAUUUUCCUUUUCAAUGGAGCAGAAGAGACGCCGCUACAAGCAUCCCACGGGUUUAUCACGAAGCAUCCGUGGGCAGCGGAUGUGCGGGCGUUUAUAAACCUUGAGUCAGCCGGUUCCGGUGGCAAGGAGAUGUUGUUCCAGAGUGGCCCAAAGCACCCGUGGCUUAUCGAUGCGUACGCUCGCUCUAUACCGUACCCCUACGCUCAGGCAGCCGCCGAAGAAAUCUUCCAAUCUGGUGUCAUUCCUUCGGAUACGGACUUUCGUGUGUUUCGCGACGUUGGUCGAAUUCCGGGCAUGGAUUUUGCUCAUACGGCCAACGGAUAUCGAUAUCAUACACGCUACGAUUCGAUUGAUUACAUUCCACUGUCGGUGUUGCAACGUACGGGUGACAAUAUCUUGGCCCUCACGAAAACCAUUGCCAAUGGAGAUGAACUGGGAAGCACCGAGCGAUAUGCACAAGGCUACAUGGUGUUUUACGACUUUCUCGGCCUGUUCUUCGUCUCCUACUCAGCUGACGUGGGGCUAAUGAUAAAUCUGAGCGUUGUGUUACUCUCCAUCAUAAUUCCGUUUCUAUCACUUGCUCGCUCGACCAGUGGAACCCACGGGAAGCAGAUCCGGUCGGAGACGAUGAUUGGUUUUAUGGGCACGUUUCUGGGUGCUGGUGCUAGCGGUUUGCUGUGCUUCUUCAUUGGUUUGCAGCUGGACGCGUUAGGCCGAUCAAUGUCAUGGUACUCGUCCACAAAUCUCAUCCUCGGAGUUUACUGUUGUCCGGCGUUGCUGUGCCAAUGCUUAGUUCAUCUGUUGUGCAAUCGUCUCUUUGGCAGCAAAACGACCCCGUUGAGCCUUGCGCUAAAAGUACAGGCACGCUUGAACGGAGUGAAUCUCUUUUGGGGCAUGAUAACGCUCGGUAUCACCUUCACCGGUUAUCGGCUUGCGUACAUCUUCAUGGUUCUGAUCCUGUGUUCGCUGGUUUCCAACACACUCAUUUCCAUGCUAGGCAUACAGAAUUCGGUCAAUAAGUGGCUACUGAUACAUGUAAUGUUUCAAAUCGUAGCCCUUGCAUGGAGCACCCAGUUCUAUCAUAUUCUGAUGAACAUAUUCGUACCGAUCACCGGCCGUAUCGGGUCCUCUAUUAAUCCUGAUAUUAUUAUUGGUGCGCUGGCUUCCUUUGCGACCCUGUUCAGUUGUAGUUUCCUCACUCCGUUGCUAUUUCUGCUGAAGAAAACUGAUAAACUGAUUGCCGAGUUAGUUGCCAUCACAUUGAUCGCGCUGACGUUGGCUUCUUCAACGCAUGUUGGGUUUCCGUACCGUGAUGACUCCUUGAAAGCACCUGCGGUUCAGCGGCACUACAUCACUCAUACGGUGCGCAGAUUUUACGACUACAAUGGUGGGGAACGCUACACGGAUUCAGGAUUUUUGCUGCAGGAGCUUGACCGUAAUGCAAAGAAAACGAUCGAAGGCAUCGCGAUGCCGGAUGCGGCGACACCGAUGCGUGAGAUACCAGCCUGUGAUAAGGAGCUGUUCUGUGCUAUACCAUUCUACUCGAUUUGGCAUCAGGUUUUGUUCGAAAACUAUUGGCUACCGGGACCAGCACCAAUUGUCCGUCAAAUGGUAACGAUAACGCUCAAGGAAAAGGAAAAAUUGAACGAUCAUGAACAUCGAUUGCAUCUGGAGAUGAAUGGUAGUUUUCAGUCCUCGCUCAUCAUUGGACCAAAAGCUGGAUCCACACUCAAGCGUUGGAGCCUGUUGAGUGAAAUUCCUACCCCUAUUGAGUUCAACGGUCAACGUGGCCACUUUGUGCUGCUUACAAACGGUCUCGAGGAUGAUGCAAUGAAUGUUACCAUGGAUAUACGGCACGAACUGAAAAAUUACGAUGGACCACUGCUAGACCUUCUAGUUACCACAACGCACUGGGAGUACCAAAAGGAGCAAACGCCCGUGUUCAACCGUCUUUUAGCGCGCGUCCCAAGCUGGGCACACGUUGUUCCUUCCGUCGCGGCCGUUAACAGCUAUACCUUCUAGUUUUACUUGACAUAUUGUGCUUACACUCUCUUUUAUCAAUAUCUACGCUCUUCUCGCGCGAAAAACUAAUAACUCAAUUACGAACAAAAAGGAAAGGUGUCCUGUAAUAGACAUUUAAGUGAUACUAAAAUCUCAGUGGGUUGUUCAGACCCAUAGUGAGGAAGAGGCUCUCAAACCAUUGUUUUGCUAUACGCUACAUUUUAUCUAUACACAACAUAUAAUGUAUGUACAACUGCGGGUUGUACGUAUGUUUUUAUGUGAAAUAGCGGAUUGCACAUACAUUAUGGCACCACGCAACGACCCCAGUUGAUCGCAGCUUUGCUUAGUUGAAUCAAAUGUUGCAAUUCUUUGUUCGUAUAAUAUUUGGAUCUUUGGAGUCUAUUGUUAGUGAACAAUCAUUGGCUCAAAUAGUAUGGAUUCGUUUUGUUUAGAGCAUGGAUAGCCGUUAAGAAAGUUCUCAAAAGACACAAAUUGCCUCAGGACGUUGAUUAAACGGUGAACAUUGAUAUAAUUUUGAACGGGAAGUUUCAUAGUAUGAAUUCAGUUCCCUUUUUGUAGCUAAUGCGCUUAAGAUACAAGGAAUACUCAACACAAAUUUCUCAAAAAUCGUUACUGUAUCUCUUCUAAUACCUAAUAUGUACUUUCGAAAGUUGCACUGGUUCGCUGUUACAGGAGAGCAAAGUGAUCGAUAGAGUGAUUAUUAAUACAUGCAUAGGUUUGGCUACGUUUUGUUCGCCCAUUACAAAAAAAAACAUUAAGAAAGCUUUUAAAGAUCUGAUCUAUUGUAAACGGUAAUCUCUGCCACAGAAACUUCUCAGCGCAAGGUUUCUCAGUUAUAUCGUAUGAAAAAGCUUUAAUAUAGCGAUGCAUUU